AACAGACAAAAGAGAAACUAAGGGCAUUGCUAUCACUCUUAAAGGUUUGCCCUUUUUUCAUGUUUUACUUUUGACACCUGACGUGGACAAAUAGGAAGCCUACUGGUCAUGCGUUCCGCAUAUACGGUCACCAUUGUGAAAUUUUAGCUCUGCGUCAAUUCAAGGCGUGUCCCACCGCUGCUUAUCUCAGUACAGUCAAGGACUUCGGCGCUUCCGAACGUCCCCUUUUGUUAGAUCACUGAUUAGUGUACACCAAUACGUACACACAUCUUAACCGUGCAGACAUUUUUUUGGCAGAACAUGGCCAAUGCCACUAACCUGAAUGAUGCUUCAUUCGACUAUGAACGUUCGAAAAAAACGGUUAACAGGAUUAAGAAUAGGUCUAUCGAAUUUUCUUCCGCAUCAGAAAAAUCGGGCUCUGUUUCACGGGCAGCUUUUCAACGGACUCGCUACGCUACAGCUGAAGACGAACGAGUGUACAAAACGUACAGCACGGGAACGGCUGCUCAGCAAGUCAAGUAUGACGGACAUGAACUGCGUCUCAUCGAUGACGAAGAAUCCGAUUGCGAUCAGCCAUCAACGUCAGGAAGUGUCAAAGGGCUGUCAGUCAACAUCGUGCGCCUCAAACCACGCGCUGUUAGAAAUGAUUACAAGAAAACAGAAAGUCGGGCCAAGACCGUGAGCAAUCACGUCCGCCAUCGACCUAAUAACGACAGCGACGAAUCUGUGGUAAAGGCAAAUGCAGAAGUGAUGCAAAUCACGCGAUUGAAAGAAGAAAAGGCAACGAACACCAGGCAGUUCAGCCCUCAAAGGAAGUCAUAAACACGAACGCUGGAAAAUGUGCUCCAUCAACGGGAAAUGUUACGUUCCGGUUACAGACACGCAAAGAACUAACGAUGUCGGAAGAUGAAAAUCGAACAAAAGUCGAUUGCAAAUAUGUGUUAAUGAUUUUUUGAAAGUAGAUAUUAGCCUACAUAGGUAUAUAAAGCUUGUGCAGUUUACCAAAAAUACUCCGUGUGUUGUUAUGAUGAACUGCCAUGCAUUUUAAUAUGCUAAUAUACAACGCACGAAAUACA
Daphnia magna is the source of this 1076-nucleotide messenger RNA. RefSeq lists its product as uncharacterized. The transcript is spliced from 4 exons. The record is from RefSeq and is a predicted model, not a curated record. Lineage: Eukaryota; Metazoa; Arthropoda; Branchiopoda; Diplostraca; Daphniidae. Bases 301 to 822 code for a protein of 173 amino acids.